UGCUGUUUUCUGUCUUCUAACAAAAGAGAGCACGAGAAGAUAAUCGAAUCUUGUUUUGGGUUUUUUACAUAAGAAAAAAAAAGAAGAAGAAACAGAAUGAAAUCAUCACUGGCAAUUCUAGUUGGGAUUUUGUUUCUUCAGAAAACUGUCCAGAUGUUGCCAACUGGCUUCAAUGACGAUGAAAAGACGUCAUCGACAGACGAAAUGGAAUCCAGAAACAUACCCCUAAAGAAACGCAACUAUGUGUGGCAUGACAGUUACGAAGAGGGUCAGCACGGCCUUGACCUCGCAGAAACGCACAGUUCAAAGGUUAAACGAUCCAUGGACUACAAUUCUGGUCCUAGCUGGCAGUAUCCCAGCAACCUCAUGGUUCUGCUUCGCGGACAGGGCAAGCGGAGUUUGCCGAUAACUCCCGAACUGCUCGAAGUGCUUGACUCGGUACAGAUUCCGGGCGCAUACCCAAGAAAGAGGUUUUCCGCAUACACGAAAAACUAUUUGCGCGCAGCCGCACCAGUGAGCUCUCGACGAUUUAUGGUCUGGAAAGAUGGAAAUUACAUUCUGGGUUAAUCCCCGUAAAAACAACAACAAAAAACAACAACAAAAAAACAAACAACAUAAGACACAUUAUACAUUUGUAUGUUAAAAACUGCCUUGUUACUAUAAAUAAACGAGUACGAAACAUUUUAUUUUUAGAUUAGACCAAAAUAAUGAUUAGAAAAUGCAAAGCUGUUUAUUGUAGGUGAUGUGAUGUCGUGGGUGCAGGGACACGUUGUAAGGAGGAUGGGGUGUGGCUACAUAUGGUGGCAAAUUAAAUUAAAGGGACAGACCUUAGUUUCAACCCGUGAAAAUUAACACUUAAGUUUAGUUAAUUUACAAAUCUGUAACAUAUUUGGAUAAAGUUACAAUUUAGUGACUAUGACUUUGAAAUGAUUAAAUACCCUCUAAACAUAGAUUAAAACUACUCCAUAACUGUUACUUCUCAGACGCACGGGCGUUUUUAAAAAUAUGAGAAAUUCAUUUUGUGAUAUUGAAAACACCAGGAUGACCAAAAACAUUUGGAAUGUACGGAAAUGGAUAACCUAAAC
Molecule: messenger RNA, 1085 nt
Organism: Gigantopelta aegis
Lineage: Eukaryota; Metazoa; Mollusca; Gastropoda; Neomphalida; Peltospiridae
Exons: 2
Coding region: 97-567 (156 amino acids)
Source: RefSeq, a predicted model, not a curated record